Chelonoidis abingdonii (Abingdon island giant tortoise) is the source of this 3485-nucleotide messenger RNA. RefSeq names its product RWD domain containing 1 (gene RWDD1). Gene Ontology annotation, molecular function: protein binding. The record is from RefSeq and is a predicted model, not a curated record. Lineage: Eukaryota; Metazoa; Chordata; Testudines; Testudinidae.
GAGUGCGCCUGCGCGGCCGCCCGGGUGGCUGGGCCGCGGCGGCGCGUUCCAUGGCCAGGGGUGCGGGACCAUGACCGAUUACAGCGAGGAGCAGCGCAACGAGCGGGAGGCGCUGGAGUCCAUCUACCCGGACUCGUUCACGGUGUUAUCAGAAAACCCAACAAGUUUCACUAUCACAGUGACAUCUGAAGCAGGAGAAAAUGACGAAACUGUCCAGGCAACUCUUAAAUUUACCUAUGGAGAAAAAUAUCCAGAUGAAACUCCACUUUAUGAAAUAUUCUCCCAGGAGAACCUUGAAGAUAAUGAUGUCACAGACAUAUUAAGCCUUCUAGCACAACAGGCAGAAGAGAACUUGGGGAUGGUGAUGAUCUUCACUCUAGUGUCAGCUGUACAAGAGAAAUUAAAUGAAAUAGUGGAUCAAAUAAAAACAAGGCAAGAGGAGGAAAAGAAACAGAAGGAAAGAGAAGCAGAGGAGGCAGAAAAGCUAUGUUUCCAUGGCACUCCUGUUACAAUCGAGAAUUUCCUGAGUUGGAAAGCAAAGUUUGAUGCAGAGCUCCUAGAAAUUAAAAGAAAAAAGAUGAAAGAAGAGGAGCAAUCAGGCAGAAAUAAAUUAAGUGGAAAACAGCUAUUUGAAACCGAUCAUAAUCUUGACACAUCUGACAUUCAAUUCUUAGAAGAAGCUGGAAACAGUGUGGAAGUAGAUGAAUCCUUGUUCCAGGAAAUGGAUGACUUGGAGUUGGAUGAUGAAGAGGAUGACCCUGAUUACAACCCUGUUGAUUUAGAUAGUGACUAGACUGAAUUUGCUGAACUGGCUGUGUCAUUAGUAUGCAUGGACACAUGUAGGGAGAAAGAGGCAGUCAGGAAAGCCACAGUAUCUGUGGCUCUACCAAGCAUGUAUUGGUUUUCAUUUUUGAAGGAAAAAACAAACUUUUAAUUUCAGGAGAAUACUCUUCUGAUGACUUGCAUCAUUAUUAAUAAAUUGACUUUAACAUUUCAAAUGUGAAAUGUUAGACGUAUCGUUAAUCUGUAUGAAGUCUAGAAACCUAUACAUCUGUUAUCUCUCCCUUCCCACCUGAGUAACUGCCCUUGAAGAGAUCAGACAUGCAAGAUGACAAGGUGCUAGAGCAGAUGCUGUACGUGCCACAAUACAAAUGUGUGCUGAGCACCUAUUCUGUUAUCUUCAGCCUGAAAUACAUGUGGAAGUUCUGGUGAAGAAAUGGGGAGUGAUUACUAUAAAACUGCUCUAUCUGUGGGACUCUACAGUACAUCAAAUACAACUUAUUAAUGGUGCUUCUAACCAUUCUCAUUCAUUAACGGCCAUAGAGAGACUGACUGGUGGUGACCUUCCAACUUCGUACCACCUCCUCAGAGUUCCAUCUUAGACGAUAUCCUUCCUCUUCCCCAUACUACAGCAGCACCAAUAACACCGCUGAUGUUAAAGAUAAAAUUGUUUCUACACUAUAAAGGUGGUUCGAUAACUUGGCCAUUUCAGAUUAUGUAAAAUUGACAUCUUGGAUAUGAUUUUUUUUAAAAACGUAAAACCAGAGCAGUGAAAACCCUUUCAUUCCUCUUGUUUUCAAAUUUUAACUUUUUGGCCAUAAUCCAGACAAAGAAUUUGGAUAAAGUUCUAAAGGACAUGAAGGCCUUAAAAUCAUUUUCAAAAGUUCGAUGGAUCUGUUUGAAAGGCAGCUUCUCUUUUGAACUUGUGCAGUAGUUAGCCCUAUUGAAAAUGUUAUGAAAAUAAUAAUUUAAUGAAUGGGACUUAUUUUCUACAAUCAGCAGAGUACAAGUCUAUGCCAUUGUAGUUAAACUUGAGUAACAGUUCCUAAUAUUGUGUCUCUCUUAGUAAUUACAAGGUGCCAUGUUGUCUAGAUGUGAAUCUAGUUGGCAUUACCACUGUUGAAACCAACCAUUGUGAAAGUCCGUUAGUACAAGAUAGACCACAAAGAUCCAGCCAAGCUGCAGGAACCAACACGCAGAUAUUAGCCCAGCUGUUCUCUUGGCAUUACAGUGUCAUCAGUGGCUCUGUGCUUUGCUGCACUGUUUUGUGUUCCACAAUAAUACAUCUAUGAGAAGAGCAGUAGGAUGGCUGGAAGAUCACAGGCUGUGGAGAGAGGUGAGAAAUGGAAGACUAUUGCUAAUGGGAGGAAGAUGUAGCAUGUCAAUGUGGGUAUAAGAGUAAGGAGGAUGCUGUAUUUGGCUUAUAAAAAGGAACAGGAAAACAUUUUAAAUGAAGAAAUAGAGGAAAGAGUGAAUAAACCAAGGGAAGAGAUAUGAAGCAAAAAUGAAUAACUGAAAUGUGGCGGGGAGGCUAGCAAGACAUGGAGGGAGGGGAGAAGAAACUAUUCUGUUGUAACUCCUCUGUGGUUAUAGAUCAAGCUGCAAUAGAUGUUUUCUAUUGGUCAUCAGUUACAAAUGAAAACCCCAGGAUCUCUGUGUUGCUAAGUAUUUUAGCAGGUUUACUUCUUGUUUAUGAAGCUAUGGUCUCUCUCCCUCUGAAGGAAAAAAUAUUCAUAAUGUAAUAUAACAUUUUUCAAAGAUAACUUGCUCUUUUGUAUAAAGUAGUUUGGGAUACUUUGUACAAAAGGAACUAAGUACAGGUAUGACUUGUUAGUGCAUGAGUGAUUGUUCAGACAAUAACUAGGCAUGAAGCUAAUUUCAAGAGACAGGUCUCCGAAUAAAUCGGGAGCAGGGGUUGCCACACCUCUGGAUGAUAAAGGGUUCUGUGCGCACUUCAAUUUUAAUGUAUUUUUAGUGUGACUAUUUUAGCUAUCGGGGCUUCAAACAAGUUUUCUUUUUUAUUUCUUUGUAUGCAGAGUGUUUACUGCUAUUGCCACAUUUGUUUUGAGAACUAGAAAUAUUUAACUUUGUUACAUAUUUAGAAGUGAGACCCUUCAGCCCAGAAGAUCCUGUGUAGCAUGAUAGUGUCACAUUCUGGGGUGCAUUUCAGACCUGUGAGGGCUCACAUUACUGCUUGGCUUGCAACCUUGAGUGCCUCACAGUGCUUUACUGUUGUAGCUCCCAAUCUGGGCUACCCACAACCAACCUGCCAGCAUGCAGGUCACACUCUGAGUGUCCACGUAUAGCUACUGACUUGGUCCAACAACUCUGACCCCAGCAGCCUGUCAGCAGCAGGCCAGCCACAUUCUGACUUCCAGCAACCUUGGUUACUACUUUCAGGGUUACCCCAACACACUCCCAAAUUUUCCCCCAAAACGUGUUCUGAGCUGUCCAGCCCUCUUUUGGACUGUUCAGAUAUUAGAGGUCCUUUGCACUUGUAAGGGGUCAAAAUUCAGCUGUUUGCUAGACUCCUGGAGUUACCAAACAGUUCAGUUUAAACACAGCACUGAAUUAGUUUGUUAAAAUGAAAUUAGUAGUUAAAAAAUGAAGUAAGUUAAAACCUACCUUGUUAAGAUAAAUUGAGUACACGUAUAAAGUAUUAGUCAGAAAUGGUUACAAGAGAAAUAAAGACAAAAUGUCUUCUA